This is a messenger RNA of Prunus armeniaca (apricot), 5010 nucleotides long. The record is from the annotation of a GenBank genome assembly. NCBI's taxonomy places the organism in Eukaryota, Viridiplantae, Streptophyta, Magnoliopsida, Rosales, Rosaceae.
AUGGCUUUUGUUAUUCCAGAGGCUGGUGAUCCUUUGGGUAAUUCUUUAACAGCUCAUGCCACUAACAUACCAGGUUGCAUUACAUAUCCAGCAGUGGAAGAAGGGUCUACAUUCGAAAUCAAGCAUCACAUGUUGAGUAUUUUACCUACAUUUCAUGGGUUAUCAACCGAUGAUCCUAACAUGCACAUUGCAGAAUUUUUAAUGGGAUGCAAGAAUAUUUUGGUGAAAGGAUUCUCAGCUGAAUCUAUUAAGCUUCGUCUAUUUCCUUACACAUUGAAAGAUCAAGCAAGGAGAUGGCUCCUCACACUUCCAUCUGGAAGCAUUAGCACUUGGAACCAACUCAGUGAAAAAUUCUUAAACAAAUAUUAUCCAGCUUCAAAGACUCUCGACAUGAGAACUCAAAUUUUAUCUUUUGCCCAAAAACCAAAUGAAGAGUUUCAUGAGGCGUGGGAACGGUUUAAAGAGUUGAAUAGAAAAUGUCCACAUUCUAGUAUUAGCAGUACGGAUCAAGUGCAUAUAUUUUUCAGAGGGUUAAAUAUGACAACAAAAACUCUUGUCAACGCUUCAUGCGGAGGAUCAUACAAGGAUAAAAAUGCACAAGAGGCUUGUUUAUUAUUUGAAAAAAUGGCAGCAGAUACACAGCAAUGGGCAGUUGAGCAGCCACAAUCAAGGUCUGUUUUUGAGAUAUCUAAUGGUUCUCCAUAUAUGUCGGCACAAAUUGAAAAAAUGGAGAAAAAGCUUGAAAGAUUUGAUGCAAAAUUUGACAUGUUAUUACAAAGAAUUCCAGGUUCACAGGUUGCUGUACAGCAACCUUUACCAGCUGCCUGUAGCAUUUGCAAUGUGACAACCCAUGAUUUUUUGAGCUGUCCGCAUAAAGAUGCUUAUCCGGAAUUUGCAGCGGAACAAGUUAAUGCAUUUAAUAAUUUUCAGCGUCCACGAUAUGACCCGUAUUCAAAUGUUUACAACCCGGGUUGGAGAGAUCAUCCCAAUUUUAAGUGGGACAGAGAUCAGCCUGCAAGGCCACAAUUUCAACAACAGGUACAGCAAACUGCUGCGCCUAAGGCUGCUUGGGAGGUUGCAAUUGAAAAAUUAGCAAAUGCCACCAGUCAAGAAUUCCAAAAUCUGCAGGCAACAGUGAAAAACAUAGAAAAACAAAUGGGGCAGAUUGCAUUCCAAGUUUCAGAAAGAGCACCAGGUACAUUUCCUAGCCAAACGGAACAUAAUCCAAGGGGAGGCGCAGAUUGUAAGGCAGUUCGAGUUCUACGUUCGGAUUCUACAGAGUCUAUGGGCAGAUCUGAAAACAGUGCAAAAAUUGCUGCAGAAACUGCAGAACGUGUUUAUGUGCCUCCAAUGCCUUAUCCCGAAAGGUUGAAGCCCAAAGUUAAAGAUCAACAGUUGACAGAUUUUAUGAAGACGUUGGCCAAAGUUCAGAUCAAUCUCCCAUUGAUUGAUGCAAUUAAGAACAUUCCAUCUUAUGCCAAGUUUUUAAAGGAUGUUUGCACAAAGAAAAAGAAGCUCGUGGAUUUUGAAAAAGUUAUUCUUACAGAACAGUGCAGCGCAGUUUUAUUACACAAACUGCCUCCAAAGAAACAAGACCCAGGGAGUUUUACAAUUUCAUGCACAAUUGGAAAUUCUAAUUUUAAACGUGCUUUAAUUGAUUUGGGUGCCAGUAUUAAUUUAAUGCCUUUUUCUGUUUUUCAGAGACUAGGACAAGGAGAAAUCAAGCCUACAUCAGUUAUUCUACAACUGGCGGACCGUUCAGUUGCUUACCCUAGGGGAAUUAUUGAAGACCUCAUUAUUAAAGUGGAUAAUCUCUACCUUCCUGCAGAUUUUGUGGUCUUGGAUAUGGAUGAAGAUAUGCAAACACCGAUUAUUUUGGGGCGUCCAUUCAUGGCUACUGCUCGAACCUUAAUUGAUGUUGAGGCUGGAACACUUACACUUAGAGUGCAAGAUCAGUCCGUUGUUUUCAGUUUAUUCGAAAUAACCAAAAGGCCAACUGAUGUGCAAGAUUGUAUGCGUGUUGACAUGUUAGACAGCUUAAUGCAUGCUGAAAUUAUGCCCCGUUUGACAUCAGAUCCAUUGUUAAAGGUGUUGCAUGGGUUGGAGAAUAGAAACACUGAAGAUGAAGAGGUUUUUGAGUAUGUUUCAGCUUUGGAAAGUGUUCCUUUUCUACACCCCCGUUGGAGGCACGUUUUUGAGAGUUUAGGGGAACCGAAAAAACCAUUGCAGCCCUCUAAAGUACAGCCACCUAAACUGGACUUAAAAGUACUGCCAGGACACUUGAAAUACGCUUAUCUGGGUGCAAAUUCUUCGCUGCCAGUUAUUAUAGCUGCUGACUUAUCAUCAACAGAAGAAGAAAAAUUGCUGCGUAUUUUAAGAAAUUAUCAAGAUGCAAUCGGUUGGACUAUAGCAGACAUUAAAGGGAUCAGCCCUACAAUUUGCAUGCACCGAAUUCUGAUGGAAGAUGGAGUAAAGCCCACCAUUGAUGCUCAACGUCGUUUGAAUCCAAUUAUGAAAGAAGUUGUUCGUACUGAGGUUAUGAAGCUUCUAGAUGCUGGGAUGAUCUAUCCCAUUUCAGAUAGUAAGUGGGUUAGUGCAACUCAAGUGGUGCCCAAGCGUUCUGGAAUUACAGUUGUGAAGAAUGACAAUAAUGAACUUGUGCCUACACGUUUGACUACUGGGUGGCGUAUGUGUGUUGAUUACAGAAAGAUCAAUACGGGCACUAGAAAGGAUCAUUUUCCAUUGCCUUUCACUGAUCAAAUGUUGGAAAGGUUGGCUGGUCGUGCGUUCUAUUGUUUCUUGGAUGGAUAUUCAGGGUACAACCAGAUUCCAGUUGCACCUGAAGAUCAAGAGAAGACAACCUUUACAUGUCCUUUUGGGACUUUUGCAUAUCGAAGAAUGCCCUUUGGUUUGUGCAAUGCUCCUGCAACGUUUCAACGAUGCAUGAUGAGCAUAUUUUCCGGAUUGGUUGAACAGGUAGUUGAAGUGUUUAUGGAUGACUUUUCUGUUUUUGGGGAUUCUUUUGAUGAAUGUUUGAACAAUUUAUCCUUAGUUCUUGACAGAUGCAUUAAGACAAACCUUGUUUUAAAUUGGGAAAAGUGUCAUUUCAUGGUUAAGCAGGGGAUUGUCCUAGGCCACUUGAUUUCUAACAGGGGUAUUGAGGUUGAUAAGGCCAAAAUUGAUGUAAUUGCAAAGCUGCCACCACCGACAGCUGUUAAAAGUGUUCGAUCUUUUCUUGGUCAUGCUGGGUUUUACAGACGGUUUAUCAAGGAUUUCUCCAAGAUUAGCCGACCAUUGUGUAAUUUGUUGGCUAAGGAUGCUCCUUUUGUCUUUGAUGAUGCUUGUUUGGAGGCUUUCAACAAGUUAAAGACACUCCUCACUACAGCACCCAUUAUUGCAGCACCUAAUUGGAGUUUACCUUUCGAAUUGAUGUGUGAUGCUUCAGAUUACGCAGUAGGAGCGGUUCUUGGACAGCGGAAAGAUAAGCUUCCCCAAGUCAUUCAUUAUGCUAGUCGAACUCUCAAUGACGCACAGCUAAACUAUGCGACCACAGAGAAGGAAUUGUUGGCAGUUGUUUUUGCAUUAGAAAAAUUUCGGUCUUACUUAGUUGGGGCUAAGGUGAUUGUUUACACAGAUCAUGCAGCUUUGAAGUAUUUGUUGUCGAAGAAAGACGCUAAGCCUCGAUUAAUUCGUUGGAUUCUUUUACUGCAAGAGUUUGACUUAGAAAUCAGGGAUAAGAAGGGUAGUGAAAAUGUUGUGGCUGAUCAUUUGUCCAGGUUGAUUGUGCCAAUUUCUGCUGAAGAUGACUUGCUGCCUUUAAAUGAAAGUUUUCCGGAUGAACAGCUGUUUGCUGCCCAUAUCAUUUCACCAUGGUGUAUUCCAGAAGAAGAGCAUGAAAGUGUUUUAAAGUUUGCACAUCAGUAUGCUUGUGGGGGACAUUUUGGCCCUAAACGGACAGCAGCUAAAAUCUUGCAGAGUGGAUUGUUUUGGCCUACUCUCUUCAGGGAUGCUAAUAGUUGGUGUAGAUCUUGUGAUCGUUGUCAAAGGGUGGGUAAUCAGUCCAAAAGAAACGAAAUGCCACAACAAAGUAUAUUAGUUGUUGAAUUGUUUGAUGUUUGGGGUAUUGAUUUCAUGGGACCAUUCCCAAUGUCCCAUGGCAAUCAGUAUAUUUUGGUGGCUGUUGAAUAUGUUUCUAAAUGGGUCGAGGCAAUUGCAGCACCAACCAAUCAAGGAUCAGUUGUUCUGAAAUUCCUCCAGGGGGUAAUUUUUCCACGAUUUGGAACACCGCGUGUCAUUCUAAGUGAUGGGGGUAAGCACUUUGUCAAUAGAUCGUUUGCUACGUUGCUAGCUAAGUAUGGGAUCACCCAUCGUGUUGCUACUCCUUAUCAUCCACAAACAUCAGGACAGGUUGAAGUUUCAAAUAGAGAAAUCAAGCGAAUUCUUGAAAAAACAGUUAGCUCGACUCGAAAAGACUGGAGUUUGAAAUUGAGUGAUGCUCUCUGGGCGUACAGAACAGCAUUUAAAGGCCCAAUUGGGAUGUCCCCAUUUCGGCUGGUUUAUGGUAAGGCUUGUCAUUUACCUAUGGAGCUAGAGCAUAAGGCAUUUUGGGCUAUUAAAGAGUUGAAUUUUUCUUAUGAUUCUGCUGGAGAAAAACGUAAAUUGCAGAUUAAUGAGCUUGAGGAAAUUCGUAAUGAUGCUUAUGAGAGCUCGCGCAUUUACAAAGAAAAAACCAAGGCAUUUCAUGACAAUCAGAUUCUCAGAAAGAAUUUUCAUCCAGGGCAAAAAGUUUUGUUAUUCAGUUCAAGGUUGAAGUUGUUUCCAGGGAAGUUAAAGUCUCGUUGGAAUGGCCCAUAUUUGGUUACUAAGGUUUAUCCUCAUGGGGCGGUUGAUAUUACAAGUGAAAUUAAUGGCAACACAUUCAAAGUGAACGGUCACAGGCUGAAACCAUAUUUGGAGUCACCCUUCGAUAUUGCACGCGAGUCACUGACUCUGAAGGAACCAGUGAUUUGA